AUGUUCUGUAAGGCAGAGAUAAAGUCUGUGAGGUUGUUACAGGAAGCUUUUGAUAAAUUUUCAGCUGUAUCAGGCCUCCAGGCAAAUCCUGAUAAGAUCUCCAUCUAUAUGUCAGGGGUCAAACCCCAGCUGAAACAGGAACUUGGGUAUGGUGAAGGAAAGUGGACUUUCAGAUAUCUGGGAGUCUCUCUGUCAUCAAAGAAACUCACAGUGGGUCAAUGCUUACCACUGGUAGAGAGAAUAACAGGAAAAAUUAGUUGUUGGAUUGCUAAGUUGUUAUCUUAUGCUAGCAGGGUUCAAUUAAUCAAAGCAGUGCUCUUCAACAUUCAGAUAUUUUGGGCUCAAAUUUUUGUACUUUCUAAAAAAAUCCUUAAGAUGAUUGAAGCCAUCAGCAGGACAUUUCUUUGGACAGGUUCCACAGAAGUCUCUCAAAAAUCCUUGGUAUUUUGGGACAACAUCUGCAUUCCCUUAGGUGCAGGAGGGUUGAACAUACAGAAUAUGAGACUGUGGAAUAAGGAAACAAUCUUGAAACUACUAUGGGCAGUCACUGAGAAGAAAGAUUCUCUUUGGAUAAAAUGGGUCCAAGAGUACUAUCUAAAGACUGAAGGAGCAGAGACAUGCACUAUCCCAGCAAAUGCCACUUGGGUGGUAAGGAAAAUACUGGCAGCAAGGACAUACAUCAUACAGUGCUUAAGUUUGCAGGGUGAUCUCGCAACUAAACUUCAUGAAAUGGUUGUUAACGACAAAUUCAACAUCAAGAAAGUCUAUACUCAGUUUUUACCCCAAUAUCAAAAGGUUGAAACACUAGACCACCUAUAUUUUGGUUGCAAAGUAACACAUAGCUUGUGGCAAAAACUGUUGAAAUGGCUCAGUAUACAGAGAACUUUGGGUGGCUGGACAAAAGAGAUUCAAUGGGCCUCUAACUGGGCAAAAAAGAAGUCAGCAAUGGGGGUUAUUAUCAGUUGUGUAUUUGGGAUGUUGGUUGCAAUAAUUUGGAGGGAAAGAAACCAUCUCAGAUUCCAAACAAGCAUAUUCAAUGCUGAAAAGCUAUUCAAGGAGAUUGCAGUGCACAUACACAUCACUGGCAGACGAAAACCGAAAUGGCAAGCUCUAUUAUUGCAGUUGAACAACGUCCCAUAG
Molecule: messenger RNA, 1140 nt
Organism: Capsicum annuum
Lineage: Eukaryota; Viridiplantae; Streptophyta; Magnoliopsida; Solanales; Solanaceae
Exons: 2
Coding region: 1-1140 (379 amino acids)
Source: RefSeq, a predicted model, not a curated record